GCUGGUCCCAGUGUGUUGACGUGAGGAGGAGCCGUGGUGACUGUCUCUGAAAUGUCAGAGGAUGCAGAGCUCAGGAGGCGGCAGGAGGAUCCAGCUCCUUCGUGCACGACCCCGCUCGUCCAUCUGCAGAAGGGCCUCGCCUCCUGAGCCAGCUGCAUCAUGGGAAGUUCCACCUCGUCUCUUGUUGAAGAGCUCGAGGGGGAAGCUGCACCUCGGGGUGCGGCUCUGCCCCCCUCCCCCACCAUGGGGUGUUUGAGGAGCAGCCAGAGCACCUUCCUCCCCCGACAGCUUCCCCGAGCCGGCAGGCACAGGGAGCGCAGUUUCUCCUCUGGUUCGAUGCCAAUGCAGAGGAGCCAAUGGGCUUGCGGCUGCUGUACUUUCCUGAACGCAGCCGGCGCCCCCCGCUGCUCUAUCUGUGAAGCCCCACGGCAAAUACCCGACAGCCGGUGGAUGUGGCCCGGGAACAGCAGGGAGGACGCUCGCUGGUCCUGCCCACGCUGUACACUGGCCAACUCCCCCAACAGCCUGGCCUGCUCCCUCUGUGGCUUCACUGGCUCGCUGGACCGACGCCGGAGCUCCUCUGAACACCAGCCUCGGCCCCGGCGCUCCAGCAGCUGCUCGGGGCCCCUGAGGACAUCGACGACCGAACCGUCCAGGCAGCAGAACAGGACAUUUCCAGGAGACGCAGAUGAACGCAGCCUGAUUUGGGAGUGUUUGAGGUGCACUCUGCAGAACACCCCUACCUCCAUGUCCUGCUCUGCCUGUGGGGGCCCACGCAAACUGUCCCUCCCCCAGAUUCCUGCUGAGGUUCUGCUCAUUCCUGAGGUCUGCGAUCAAACAGGAACCCAACAGCCUGAACCUGCAGCGGCGGCGCUUUCACUUUCCAUAUCCGCCCGAGGAGAGUGUUUACCUGUGGAAGCUUCGUAUCCGGACACAGACUCAAUGCUCGGUGCUUCAUCUUCAGCUCAUAACAAUCCACUUCCCUGCAGUCGCAGAGAGGUGCCACCUCCAGAUGUUUCCCUCAGUCAAGCACAGAACGUGAGUCCUCCUUCAGCUCUGGCAGUUUCACAUCUGUCCGCCCAGCCAGAGCUGCUGCCCGGCAGGCGACUCAGCAUCCUCAAAGAGGAGAUGUCACCACUGUCUCCUGCAUCCGACGGCUCCGGGUCGUUUCCACCCUCCAUGCUCUCCGUCAAUCGGACCGAGGAGUGGUCAUGUCCGGCGUGCACGCUCAUCAAUAAGGUCGAAGCCAAACACUGCCUGGCCUGCCACACCCCUCAGCGACACGCCUCCCAGCUCAGACCAGCAGAGUCCCCGAAGAGGAAGGAGAGCGUGAUGGUGGAGGCGCUGCGACAGAGCGAUGAGGGGGAGGCCAAAGAGCUGUGGGAGAACAUCGUCAGCUUCUGCAGGGAGAACGCGGUGACGUUCGUGGACGAUAGUUUUCCUCCGAGUCCGAAGUCCGUCGGAUUCCCGGUGGACGACAACGUCCAACAUCGGGUCAAAAAGUGGCUCCGCCCACAGGAAAUCAGCUGCAGCAGCUUCAGAGACCGGGGGGUAAAGUGGUCUGUGUUUCGCACGCUUCGCCCAUCUGACAUCCUGCAGGGACUUCUGGGUAACUGCUGGUUCCUGAGCGCCCUCGCUGUUCUGGCCGAACGUCCUGAUCUGGUGGAGAAGGUGAUGGUGACCCGCUCGCUGUGCGCAGAGGGAGCCUAUCAGGUGCGUCUCUGCAAGGACGGCUCGUGGACCACGGUGCUGGUGGACGACAUGCUGCCGUGCGAUGAGACCGGGCACCUCCUCUUCUCUCAGGCUCAGAGGAAGCAGCUCUGGGUGGCUCUGAUAGAAAAAGCUCUGGCCAAGCUCCACGGCUCCUACUUCGCUCUGCAGGCAGGUCGGGCCAUCGAGGGCCUCUCCACGCUGACCGGGGCCCCCUGCGAGUCUCUGGCCCUCCAGGUCAGCGCCACCAACCCCAAAGAAGAACCCAUCGACACGGACCUGAUCUGGGCCAAACUGCUGAGCUCUAAAGAAGCAGGUUUCCUGAUGGGGGCGUCUUGUGGAGGAGGCAACAUGAAGGUGGAUGACGCACAGUACGAGUCUCUGGGUCUACGUCCCCGACACGCCUACUCCGUCCUCGAUGUGCGGGACGUUGACGCUCACAGAUUACUGCAGCUGAGGAACCCGUGGGGUCGAUUCUCCUGGAUGGGGCCGUGGGCCGACGAUUGGCCAAACUGGCCUCCGCACCUGAAGAGGGAGCUCUGCACCCAGCGAGCCGAGGACGGACUGUUCUGGAUGGACUUCUGGGAUUUCAUCAGGUACUUUGACUCAGUGGAUAUCUGUAAGAUUCACUCGGACUGGCAGGAGCUCCGGGUUCCAGGAGUUUUCCCCCGAGGAGCCGACGUCCCGGUGACGGCGGUGUCCCUCACGGUGCUGGAGCGAUCAGCUGUGGAGCUGGCUUUGUUCCAGCAGGGCAGCAGGCGAUGGGACACAGCGGAGAGCCACCUGCUGGAUCUGUGCCUGCUGGUGUUCCGAGUGGCCUACAGCACCUCGGGCUCCCUGACGCUGGGGCGCCUGCUGGCUCACAGCCGGCGCUCGGUGAGGAGGUUUGUGGGCUGUGACGUCAUGUUGGAGCCGGGCGAGUACGCUGUGCUCUGCUGCGCCUUUAACCACUGGACCGGCUCCGUCACAGAGGGCACAGUGGGCAGCUGCCGAUCUGAGCCGCCUGGUUACACGCUCGCCGUCUACAGCUCCCGGCUCGUGAUGGUGGAGCAGGUUACGGCCUCCAACACCACCAUCGCUGACGCCAUCAUCCAGCUGACAGAGACCAAAGGAGAGAGGCACGAGGGUCGGGAGGGGAUGACCUGUUUCUACCUGACCCACGGGUGGGCGGGGCUCAUCGUCAUGGUGGAGAACAGACACCCCAGACAUCACCUGCACGUGUCGUGUGACUGCAGCGACAGCUUCAACGUGGUGUCGACACGCAGCAGCCUCAUAACCAUCGACAGCAUCCCUCCUCUGCACAGGCAGGUGCUGGUGGUUUUGUCUCAGCUGGAGGGAAACGCUGGAUUCUCCAUCACACACAGACUGGCUCAUCGUAAAGCCGUCCAGGCGUCUCUGGGGAACUGGAGUCCUUCGAAGGCGACUCACAGUCCAGCUCUGAGCCCAGAGACUGCAGGUCUGCACCAGCCUCGACCGCUCUGACCACGAAACUCCUCCACUACCGAUCUCAGCCUCUGUAAAGGAACAGUCCGACUCCGGGAGACGUCUGUUUGCCUCAUUUGACUCUUUGAUGGAAAACAGGAAUAAGUUUAUUCCAACAAAGAGAUCAUCACGUGUAGUGAGCAGAAAGACUUAGGUCACAUGUGGUUUAACAUUGAGUCUGAGCUGCUCUGAGGCAGAAACAGAUGAGAGGUUAAGAACUCAAUACAACACUGGAAUCAUCCUUUAACAUAUGCUGAUCAUUUUAAAUGAUCUUCUGUAAAAUGUUCAGAAAACAUCUCUGUCCUCCGACUGUCCAUCGCUGCAGCUCCUCUUUUCAGCCUCUGUCUCAAACACUUGGUUGUAGCUCCUGUCUCUUUAAGACCCCCCCUCCUGAUGAAGUCUGCUCUGAUUGGUCUGGGGCUUCAGUGUUUCCUGUGCAGGAGAGGAACUAAACUCGCCACAGACUUUCUAACUGAGCAGAACUUUCACUUUCACACUAAAGGAAAGAAACACUGAAAAAACAUCACAUGUCUCCUUCAAGUGAGAAAUGAGAUGUUUGUGAUUUUGGUGGACGAACAGAUGAGAUGAUGUAUUUUCUGUCUCAGAGCAGCUCCGGCUCCAUCUCCUGUGUGAUCCACAAACAGAAGCUGCUGGUCCCAGUGACACGAAGAGAGAAAACACACGUGAAGCACUUGUAUGAUCUCUGCUCUCCGUCUUCACUGCUGAGAAAUGAAGACGUGUUAUUAUCUUUGUUAGUGUGAAGCGGCAGCUGAGCUGCAACAUGUUUCCAACAUGUCGGACGCUUGAAUAAAGUUUUAGUUUAGAGAUACAGCACAGACUCGCUGUGUGACUGCAUUCGCACUUUAUGAACUUUAAACUAUGCUGUUUUAUUUAAGAGACGUUUCAAACUUGCUAAAUGGGCACAAAUAUUUUAUUUUCAUGAAUCCAUACGAUCAUCAUGUUUUCAGAGGGAAGAUGGAAAAACUAUGCAAAUGUUUGAAAGUUGUCUUUAUGCUUCGUCAAUUAAAAUAUGUGCAGCUCUUUA
This is a messenger RNA of Hippoglossus stenolepis (Pacific halibut), 4237 nucleotides long. RefSeq names its product calpain-15-like. Gene Ontology annotation, molecular function: calcium-dependent cysteine-type endopeptidase activity. Bases 160 to 3192 code for a protein of 1010 amino acids. Gene Ontology annotation, biological process: proteolysis. Lineage: Eukaryota; Metazoa; Chordata; Actinopteri; Pleuronectiformes; Pleuronectidae. The record is from RefSeq and is a predicted model, not a curated record. Gene Ontology annotation, cellular component: cytoplasm. The transcript has 13 exons.